Messenger RNA from Aphanomyces invadans, 111 nucleotides. RefSeq lists its product as hypothetical. The coding region runs from base 1 to 111 and encodes 36 amino acids. Lineage: Eukaryota; Oomycota; Saprolegniomycetes; Saprolegniales; Verrucalvaceae. The transcript is spliced from 3 exons. The record is from RefSeq and is a predicted model, not a curated record.
AUGAAGCUCCAGGCAUUAGGUCUCUUUGAGACGAUGUCGUGUCGCAAGCGUUAUGUGCCCCUGGACUUCGAAGGAGACAAGAAACGAAUCAAGGUCUCAUUGACUUCUUAA